Molecule: messenger RNA, 5826 nt
Organism: Chanos chanos (milkfish)
Lineage: Eukaryota; Metazoa; Chordata; Actinopteri; Gonorynchiformes; Chanidae
Gene: myh7ba
Product: myosin, heavy chain 7B, cardiac muscle, beta a
Exons: 42
Coding region: 1-5826 (1941 amino acids)
Cellular component (GO): cytoplasm; myosin filament; myosin II complex
Molecular function (GO): ATP binding; actin filament binding; microfilament motor activity
Source: RefSeq, a predicted model, not a curated record
AUGUCCCGCUUAAUGGAGAUGAAGGAGUUUGGGGAGGCUGCGCGCUUUCUGCGCAAGACUGACAUCGAACUGCUGUCCGUGCAUACUGUGGCGCCUGACGGUAAAAAACGAGUCUGGAUACCUGAUGACAAGGAGGCUUACAUCGAGGUUGAGAUCAAGGAAACCAGCGGCGACAAAGUCAUCGUUGAAACUAAGGAUGGGAAAUCCCGUACUGUUAAGGAAGGUGACAUUCAACAAAUGAAUCCACCGAAGUUCGACAUGAUUGAAGACAUGGCUAUGCUCACGCACCUGAAUGAAGCUUCCGUGCUGUACAAUCUGCGGAGGCGCUACAGCAACUGGAUGAUCUAUACCUACUCUGGGCUUUUCUGUGUCACAGUGAAUCCAUACAAAUGGCUCCCUGUGUAUACAGCUCCCGUGGUAGCUGCCUACAAAGGCAAGCGCCGCUCCGAGGCCCCACCACACAUUUACUCCAUUGCCGACAAUGCCUACAAUGACAUGCUGCGCAAUCGAGAGAAUCAAUCCAUGCUUAUUACUGGAGAAUCCGGUGCUGGCAAAACUGUCAACACGAAACGUGUAAUUCAGUAUUUUGCCAUAGUAGCGGCCCUGGGUGAAGCAGCUGCUAAAAAAGGGGGUCCUGGUGCUAAAACAGGGGGCACCCUAGAGGACCAGAUUAUUGAAGCUAAUCCUGCUAUGGAGGCUUUUGGCAAUGCUAAAACAGUGAGGAACGACAACUCGUCCCGCUUUGGUAAGUUUAUCAGGAUCCACUUUGGGCCUACAGGGAAGCUUGCUUCUGCUGAUAUUGACAUAUAUCUUUUGGAAAAAUCCAGAGUUAUAUUUCAGCAACCUGGGGAGCGAAGCUACCACAUCUACUAUCAGAUCAUGUCUCAGAAAAAACCUGAACUUCUAGAUAUGCUUCUGGUCUCCACAAACCCAUAUGACUAUCACUUCUGCUCUCAAGGAGUGACCACAGUGGAAAGUAUGGAUGAUGGGGAUGAACUCCUGGCAACUGAUCGUGCCAUGGACAUCCUUGGCUUCAGUCCUGAUGAGAAGUACGGCUGCUAUAAAAUAGUAGGCGCCAUCAUGCACUUUGGGAACAUGAAGUUCAAGCAGAAGCCGCGUGAGGAGCAGGCUGAGGCAGAUGGCACUGAAAGUGCUGAUAAGGCCUCUUAUCUAAUGGGAGUCAGCUCAGCUGACCUCAUCAAAGGGCUCCUGCAUCCACGAGUGAAGGUGGGCAACGAGUAUGUCGUGAAGGGACAGAAUGUUGAGCAGGUAAACUAUGCGGUUGGAGCCCUGGCCAAAGCCACUUACGACCGCAUGUUCAAAUGGCUGGUAGGACGCAUCAAUAAAACCCUCUAUACAGUCUUACCUCGCCAGUUCUUCAUUGGAGUGCUGGACAUCGCUGGCUUUGAAAUCUUUGACCUAAAUAGCUUUGAACAGCUCUGCAUCAACUUCACUAAUGAGAAACUGCAACAGUUUUUCAACCAUCACAUGUUCAUCUUAGAGCAAGAGGAGUAUAAGAGGGAAGGCAUAGAGUGGACAUUCAUUGACUUUGGUCUUGACCUUCAGGCCUGUAUUGAUCUCAUUGAAAAGCCACUGGGAAUCAUGUCCAUUCUUGAAGAGGAAUGCAUGUUCCCAAAGGCCACAGACCAAACUUUCAAGGCCAAGCUGUAUGACAAUCAUGCUGGCAAGUCACCAAACUUCCAAAAGCCGCGGCCUGACAAAAAGCGGAAGUAUGAGACUCAUUUUGAGUUAGUGCACUAUGCUGGAGUGGUACCGUAUAACAUCCUUGGCUGGUUGGACAAAAACAAAGACCCCCUGAAUGAGACGGUGGUGGCCUGCUUCCAAAAAUCAGCUAAUAAGCUCUUAGCUUCCCUUUAUGAGAAUUAUGUCGGCUCUGACUCAGCCUCCGAACAUAAAGCUGGUGGCAAGGAGAAGAGGAAGAAGGCAGCGUCUUUCCAGACUGUGUCACAGCUGCACAAGGAAAAUCUGAACAAGCUCAUGACAAACCUGCGCAGCACUCAGCCUCACUUUGUCAGAUGCAUUAUCCCCAAUGAGACCAAGACUCCAGGGACCAUGGAUGCCUUCCUGGUGCUGCAUCAGUUGCGCUGUAACGGUGUGCUGGAAGGCAUCCGUAUCUGCCGAAAAGGCUUUCCUAACCGCAUCCUCUAUGCAGAGUUCAGACAAAGGUAUCGUAUCCUGAACCCCCAAGCCAUUCCUGAUGACACGUUUGUGGACAGCAGAAAAGCUGCUGAGAAGCUUCUGGCAUCAUUGGACAUCGACCACAACCAAUAUAGAUUUGGUCACACUAAGGUGUUUUUCAAGACUGGUCUGUUGGGUCAGUUGGAGGAGAUGAGAGAUGAGCGACUGGCUAAAAUCCUCACGAUGCUGCAGGCCGUAAGCCGCGGCAAGAUCAUGAGGAUGGAGCUCCAACGCAUGAUGGAGAGGAAAGAGGCUGUGAUGAUCAUACAGUGGAACAUUCGGGCCUUUAACGCAGUAAAGCACUGGCCAUGGAUGAGGCUGUUCUUUAAGAUUAAGCCCCUGCUGAAGAGUGCAGCUACAGAGAAAGAACUGGCUGCUUUGAAAGAUGAGUUCCAAAAGUUGAAAGAGGCUCUGGAGAAGUCAGAGGCAAAACGUAAGGAGCUGGAGGAAAAGCAGGUCACUCUGAUCCAAGAGAAGAAUGACCUCUCCUUGCAGCUUCAGGCCGAGCAAGAUAAUUUAGCGGACGCAGAGGAUCGUUGUGAUCUCCUCAUCAAGACGAAGAUCCAGCUGGAGGCCAAGGUUAAGGAGAUUACUGAGCGGCUGGAGGAUGAGGAAGAACUGAAUGCCAAUGUGCUCUCCAAGAAACGCAAGCUGGAAGAUGAAUGCACAGAGCUCAAGAAGGACAUUGAUGAUUUGGAGAUCACCCUGGCUAAAGUUGAAAAAGAAAAACAUGCCACUGAGAACAAGGUGAAGAACCUGAUUGAUGAGAUGGCAACUCUAGAUGAGACCAUCCUGAAGCUGACAAAGGAGAAGAAGGCCCUUCAAGAGAGCCACCAGUCAACGCUUGACGACCUGCAGGCAGAGGAAGACAAAGUUAACACUCUGACCAAGGCAAAGGCAAAGCUGGAGCAGCAAGUAGAUGAUUUGGAGGGCUCUUUGGAGCAGGAGAAAAAAUUGCGUCUGGACCUGGAACGGGCCAAGCGUAAGUUAGAGGGGGAUCUCAAGCUGUCCUUGGAGUCUGUCAUGGACCUGGAGAAUGACAAACAACAGCUGGAGGAGAAGCUUAAAAAGAAAGACUUUGAGAUGAAUCAAAUCAGCUCAAAGAUCGAAGAUGAGCAAGCCCUAGUCAUUCAGCUUCAGAAGAAAAUCAAGGAAUUGCAGGCUCGUAUUGAGGAGCUGGAGGAGGAGCUGGAGGCUGAACGAGCCACCAGAGCAAAGUUGGAGAAACAGCGGGGUGAUGUGAGCAGAGAGCUGGAGGAGCUGAGUGAACGUCUUGAAGAGGCAGGAGGUGCCACCUCUGCCCAAAUAGAGAUGAACAAAAAACGGGAAGCAGACUUCCUGAAGCUUCGGCGUGACCUGGAGGAGGCCAUGCUACACCAUGAAGCCACAACUGCAGCAUUGCGCAAGAAGCAUGCUGAUUCUGUGGCUGAGCUGGGGGAACAGAUCGACAGCCUACAGCGAGUCAAACAGAAGCUGGAAAAGGAGCGCAGUGAAACCAAGAUGGAAGUAGAUGACCUGGCAUCUACCUUGGAGCAGCUGGCCAAGAGCAAGGCUACAACUGAGAAGAUGUGUCGGCUGUAUGAAGAUCAGUUGAGUGAGUCAAAGGCGAAAGCAGAGGAGCUCCAGAGGCAGCUCAGUGAUACAAACAUGCAUAAAGCCCGAGCUCAGGCUGAGAGCGCGGAGCUGGGCCGUAAGUUGGAGGAGCGAGAGACUCUGGUUUCACAGCUGCAACGCACCAAGAACUCCUACAGCCAAACUAUAGAGGAGCUCAAGAAGCAGUUGGAUGAGGAGAAUAAAGCAAAAAGUGCAUUGGCCCAUGCCCUGCAGUCAUCCAGGCAUGACUGUGACCUGCUUAGAGAGCAGUAUGAAGAAGAACAGGAGGCCAAAUCUGAGCUACAGCGAUCACUGUCCAAGGCCAAUACUGAGGUUGCCCAGUGGAGGACUAAGUAUGAGACUGAUGCCAUCCAGAGGACUGAGGAACUGGAGGAGGCAAAAAAGAAACUGGCGACACGGCUUCAGGACGCUGAAGAGUCAGUAGAGGCAUCAAAUGCUAAGUGCUCUUCCCUUGAGAAGACCAAGCACCGUUUGCAAACCGAGAUUGAAGACCUGGUUUUGGACCUUGAGCGAGCCAAUGCUGCAGCUGCUGCCUUGGAUAAGAAACAACGGAGCUUUGACAAGGUCCUGGCAGAGUGGAAGCAGAAGUAUGAGGAGUGCCAGUCUGAGUUGGAAACAUCACAGAAGGAAUCCCGCUCCCUGAGUACAGAGCUCUUCAAACUCAAGAACUCUUAUGAGGAGGCUCUGGACCACUUGGAAACAAUGAAACGGGAGAACAAGAACCUCCAAGAGGAGAUUACUGACUUGACAGACCAGAUCAGUCAGGGAGGGAAGACAAUCCAUGAACUUGAGAAGAUCAAAAAGGCCCUGGACAUUGAGAAGAGUGAGAUCCAGGCUGCGCUGGAAGAAGCUGAGAGCACUCUGGAACACGAGGAGAGUAAAACACUGCGUAUCCAGCUGGAGCUAAACCAGCUCAAAGCAGACAUCGACAGGAAGCUGGCGGAGAAAGAUGAGGAAGUUGACAACCUACGCCGUAACCAUCAGCGUGCUUUGGAGUCCAUGCAGACCACACUUGAUGCAGAGGCAAAGUCUCGCAACGAGGCCAUUCGCUUGAAGAAGAAGAUGGAAGGAGACCUGAAUGAAAUGGAGAUUCAGCUCAACCAUGCCAACCGACUGGCUUCUGAGUCCCAGAAAACAGUGCGCCACUUGCAGACCCAGAUUAAAGAUCUCCAGCUGGAGUUGGAUGAAACAGUGCACCAGAAUGAGGAUUUGAGAGAGCAGUCUGCAGUGACAGAGCGUAGGAACAACCUGCUGGCAGCAGAAGUGGAAGAGCUUAGGGGCUUGCUGGAGCAGAAUGAUCGUGCCCGCAAACUAGCUGAACAUGAGCUCCUGGAAACUAGUGAGAGGGUCAACUUAUUGCAUUCACAGAACAUGGCACUGGUGAGUCAGAAGAAGAAGCUUGAGGGUGAUCUGUCCACGCUGUCCGGGGAGGUGGAUGAGGCAGUGCAAGAGUGCCGCAAUGCUGAGGAGAAGGCCAAGAAGGCCAUCACUGAUGCAGCCAUGAUGGCAGAGGAGCUGAAGAAAGAACAAGACACCUGUGCACAUCUGGAACGCAUGAAGAAGAACAUGGAGCAGACCAUCAAAGACCUCCAGUUACGUUUAGAUGAGGCUGAGCAGGUUGCCCUCAAAGGGGGUAAAAAACAGAUCCAGAAACUGGAGAGCAAGGUGAGAGAGUUGGAGAAUGAGCUGGAGAGUGAGCAGAAGAAAAGCAACGAGUUCCAGAAAGGUGUCCGCAAGUAUGAGAGAAGAAUCAAAGAACUGACCUACCAGACUGAAGAAGACAGGAAGAACACGGUCCGCCUGCAGGAGCUCAUUGACAAGCUGCAGUCCAAGGUGAAGUCCUACAAGAGGCAGACUGAGGAAGCGGAGGAGCAGGCCAAUACCAACCUGACCAAGUACAGGAAGGUCCAGCAUGAGCUGGAUGAUGCAGAAGAGAGAGCAGAGAUGGCUGAGACUCAGGUCAACAAGCUACGCGUCCGCACCAGAGAGCAAGGCAAUAAGCUUGCAGAGUGA